Messenger RNA from Oncorhynchus nerka (sockeye salmon), 2974 nucleotides. Its product is annotated as fibronectin type III and SPRY domain-containing protein 2. Gene Ontology annotation, molecular function: protein binding. The transcript is spliced from 15 exons. The record is from RefSeq and is a predicted model, not a curated record. Lineage: Eukaryota; Metazoa; Chordata; Actinopteri; Salmoniformes; Salmonidae. The coding region runs from base 764 to 2722 and encodes 652 amino acids.
CUUCAACUUUGACCUUUCCGUCACAUGCUCAGGGGGAAUUCCACAGCCAAUUUCAUUCGCUACAAUGUAUCAGGGAUUUAUGGCAAGAGAUUUGAAUAUUUAAUACAAUGUGUCACCUUCAAGAAAAUAAUGACCACAUUCACAAUCAAAUACUAUUGGAUUAAAUACAAUAUUAUCACUCUUAUUAGGCGACUAAAGGCAGGUUUUGGCACUAUGUCAAAAUACCCAUGCUGACACUUGAUCUGUGUGCAUAACAGUUGGGGUUCCUGCUAUAUUUGUCACAAACUGCUUCCUUGGUUAGCCUGUCAAAAACACUGUCAAUGGUCGCCCUGAAUCGACGUUGCUGGGGGAGUUAUUGAAUAAUUUCUCACCAAGUAUCUCCACCACAGUACCUCCACCACAGUAUCUCCACCACAGUACCUCCACCACAGUAUCUCCACCACAGUAUCUCCACCACAGUACCUCCACCACAGUAUCUCCACCACAGUACCUCCACCACAGUAUCUCCACCACAGUACCUCCACCACAGUACCUCCACCACAGUAUCUCCACCACAGUAUCUCCACCACAGUAUCUCCACCACAGUAUCUCCACCACAGUACCUCCACCACAGUACCUCCACCACAGUACCUCCACCACAAUACCUCCACCACAAUAUCUCCACCACAGUAUCUCCACCACAGUACCUCCACCACAGUACCUCCACCACAGUACCUCCACCACAGUAUCUCCACCACAGUACCUCCACCCUCCUCCUCCCAUCAUGGACCUGUAUGAGGUCUUCACAGGAAGCAGGCUGGAUGUCAUCACUGAGGAGGUGCUGAGUGGAGACGAGGAGCGUGGGGAGGAGCACCAGGAGGAGGUGAAGGAGGAGGAGGUGAACAGGGAUCUCCCUACCAAAGAGGCCUUCAUAGUGGUGUCAGAGAGAACAGAGACUAGAGAGUUGUCCUCUACUUUCCAGCGUUUCUCCACGGAUACCAGUGACUCUCUAAGGUUUGAGGCGUAUGUCCCGUCUUCAGAUGAGGAGGGAACUCCAUCACCUGACAGCUCUGUGGACGGACACGAUGACGUGUUUGAGGAGCACAAGGAGUCGGAGGACAAGGUGAAUAACAUCAGGACUAAGCUGGAGGAGAAGGUGGUGGAGAUGGAGAACUUUGCAGGACAUCUAGAAGAGAUCUUCCUCACUGUGGAGGAGAAUUUUGGUCGUCAGGAGCAACACCUGGAGCAGCACUGCAACGAUGUUCUACAGACGUUGUCCCAUCGUUACGACGAGCGCGCCGCUGCGCUGGGGGAGGAGAAGAAGAGGAAGUUGGAGGCCUUGUACACUCAGCUGCUGGGCUGCGGACGCACCCUGGACGCAUCCAAGGACCUGAUUGAGACCGCCCAGGAACUGUACCGCACCGAGGACAAACGACUCUUUCUACAGGCUGUUAUGCCCACCAUGAAGAGAAUUGAGGAGUUUGCGAAGGAGAAGCCUGACCUGACGCUGGUGACCCCUCUGGAGUUUGACAUGCCCCUCGCUGACCUGUCAGAUGUCAAGACCAUGAUGGACUCCAUCAACAUCGUACCAGCCCCAUCUGCCCCGGUCAUCAACCCCCAGGUGUCUAACUCGGCCACGCGGACGUCUCUGCGUGUGUGCUGGAGCCUGUUCUCAGACGACUCUGUGGAAUACUACGAGCUCUACUACAGACCUGUCCUGGAGGACACGCCGGCUGUAGACAGCACCAAGGGGCCUGACGUGUCUAAUGUGAAGGUUAAGGAAACCCACUGUAGUGUAGGAGAGCUGCUGCCUAACGUGCAGUAUGAGUUCUGGGUCACAGCUACCAAUACGACAGGCAUCAGCCCUGCCAGUGAGAAGGCUGUCUACGUGACAGUCCCAUCUCCACCAGUCAUCAGACAGAGGGAGUGUAGCAGUUGUCCGGAAGCCGCUCUGAUUCGCUGGGAGUCAGGAAACACCAACCCAGUCGACUCCUACACCGUAGAGCUGAUUGAGACAGGCACUGAUGGACAGAGUGGGGUCACUGAAUCCAUCGUGGCUGUUCCUACCUGUGAGAGUCUGAUCCAGCUGGAGUCAGGAAGACAGUACCUCAUCUACGUCCGAGCUGUCAACAUCGGAGGACCCAGUGACAGGAGCCAGGCUUUUACUGUCUCUACUACAGGAACCAUAUUCCACCUGCUGCAGGACACAGCCCACCCCUGUCUGUCCAUCUCGGAGGACGGCUUCUCCAUGUUCUACGGAGACGAGGAGCUCCCGCUCUCCGCCAUGACCUUCGACGACAACACCUUCGCCAGGUGUGUAGCUGUGUUAGGGGACCUGAUCCCUGUGAGAGGCAGACAUUACUGGGAGGUGGAACUGGACGAGGACACAGAGUACAGGAUUGGAGUGGCCUAUGAAGAUACUCAGAGAAACUCCUACCUGGGAGGAACAAAUACAUCCUGGUGCAUGAGACAUGUCCUCACCCCAUCCAGACACAAGUAUGAGUUCCUCCACAGCGGCUGGAGCCCAGACAUCCGGAUAACGGUGAACCCUGUGAGGAUAGGGCUCAGUCUGAACUAUGAGAGAGGGAUCCUGUCCUUCUUCAACGUAGAGCUGGAACAACACCUCUACACCUUCUACUGUAGCUUCCAACGCUACGUUCAUCCCUGCUUCGCUCUGGACAACCCCGGUGCGCUCACUGUUCUCACUGGGGUAGAGGCACCGGGGUACGUCCACUUGGUCUGAGUUGACCUACCAUGAUGUACAGGUGUGUCCAUGGAAACAUCUUUACCUACCAUGAUGUACAGGUGUGUCCAUGGAAACGUCUUUACUUACCAUGAUGUACAGGUGUGUCCAUGGAAACGUCUUUGACUGUUAUUCUAACCCUCUGGACAACACUGCAUGGUAGAGCACAAUUAUACUACAAAAACAUGUUUAUGACCCCUUUGUGUAAGUGGGUUAACAACCAUAUCUGAAUAAAAACCAUGUAUAUCAGUG